Trichomycterus rosablanca is the source of this 2904-nucleotide messenger RNA. It is a transcript of the gene prmt5, whose product is annotated as protein arginine methyltransferase 5. Gene Ontology annotation, biological process: peptidyl-arginine N-methylation; regulation of DNA-templated transcription. Gene Ontology annotation, cellular component: nucleus; cytosol. The record is from RefSeq and is a predicted model, not a curated record. Lineage: Eukaryota; Metazoa; Chordata; Actinopteri; Siluriformes; Trichomycteridae. The transcript has 16 exons. The coding region runs from base 1 to 1899 and encodes 632 amino acids.
AUGGCGUCCGCCAGCACCGGGAGCAGGGUCUCUUGCGGGAGAGAUUUAAGUUGUGUUCCCGAGGUGGCAGAUACUCUUUCUGCUGUCGCGAAGCUGGGAUUUGACUUCCUGUGCAUGCCCCUGUUCCAUCCACGGUUCCGGAGAGAGUAUGAAUUAAAACCUGCUAAAAUCAGACCAGGAGCUCAAACACGCUCUGACCUGUUGCUGUGUGGACGAGACUGGAACACACUUAUUGUGGGAAAACUUUCACCAUGGAUUGAGGUAGACUCCGAACUGAUUUCAGAGCGCAGGAACUCGGAGGCAGCACUGAUACAGGAGCUGAAUUUCUGUGCCUAUCUCGGUCUGCCAGCCUUCAUGAUUCCUCUGAGGGGCCCACAGUGUGCAAACUUGGCUCGAUUUUUACUGAACCACAUCCAUACAGGACAUCACUCUUCAAUGUUCUGGGUCCGAGUCCCUCUAUUGGUGCCUGAUGACACUCGUGAGGACCUGAUUGAGAAUGAGUCGUGUAACCAAAUUGAUAAUGGCAACAAUGAAGAGAAAACCUGGGAAUGGUGGCAUUCAUUCAGGACACUCUGUGACUACAACAAAAGGAUUUGCCUUGCCAUUGACAUUGGUGCAGAUCUGCCUUCUGACACCGUUAUUGACAAGUGGCUUGGGGAACCAAUCAAAGCUGCCAUUCUUCCCACCAGCAUAUUUUUGACAAAUAAGAAAGGAUUUCCAGUUCUUUCAAAAGCUCAUCAGUGUAUUAUAUUUCGUCUUUUUAAGCUGGAGACUCAGUUUAUAUUUACUGGGACAAGUCGCCACAGUGAGAAGGACUUCCGCACUUACCUGCAGUAUCUGGAGUACCUCAACCAAAAUCGCCCAGCACCCAAUGCUUAUGAGAUGUUUGCCAAGGGAUAUGAGGACUACCUACAAUCACCAUUACAGCCUUUAAUGGACAAUUUGGAGUCACAGACAUAUGAGGUUUUUGAAAAAGAUCCCAUUAAAUAUUCACAAUACCAGCAGGCAGUAUAUAGAUGUCUUCUUGAUAGAGUUUCAGAGGAGCAAAUGGAAACCAAUGUACAGGUAUUGAUGGUGCUAGGCGCUGGACGAGGCCCUCUGGUGAAUGCAUCACUGCGUGCAGCCAAGCAGGCAAACAGAAAGUUGCGUGUGUAUGCUGUAGAGAAAAACCCCAAUGCAGUUAUUACGUUGGAAAACUGGAAGUUUGAAGAAUGGGGAGAUCAGGUGACUGUUGUGUCAUGUGACAUGAGGGAGUGGGAAGCCCCAGAAAAAGCUGACAUCAUUGUCAGCGAGCUUUUAGGCUCCUUUGGUGACAAUGAACUUUCACCUGAGUGCCUUGAUGGAGCACAGCACUUUCUCAAAGAUGAUGGGGUGAGUAUUCCUAGCUCCUACACCUCGUUUUUAGCACCCUUGUCCUCAUCAAAGCUCUAUAAUGAAGUGCGAAACUGUCGGGAGCGGGACAAGGACCCUGAGUGCCAUUUUGAGAUGCCGUAUGUUGUGAGGCUACACAACUUCCACCAGCUUGCUGACCCUAAACCAUGCUUUACAUUUGUACACCCAAGCACAGAUAUGAACAAUAACAGAUACCAGUGUCUGCGCUUCUCUGUAGCCUGCAACUCUGUGCUUCAUGGUUUUGCGGGAUAUUUUGAGACUACACUGUACAAAGACGUUAUGCUUAGUAUUAGACCAGAAACACAUUCACCAGGAAUGUUCUCAUGGUUCCCCAUUCUUUUUCCUCUAAAACAACCUAUUCCCAUGUCUGGUGGUGGUGGUGAUGUGAGUGUAAAGUUCUGGAGGUGUAAUAAUGGGAAGAAGGUUUGGUACGAGUGGGCUGUCACUGAACCCAUCUGCUCAGCAAUCCACAACCCUGCUGGACGGUCCUACACUAUUGGCUUGUAGCGAAGACCAAAACCUGUUUUUUAUUCCAGCCAGGGAGGGCAUUUAUCUUUAUCUUAACAUCUGUAGUGUGUAAUAACAUGAAGUGCAUUUGUUAAAUAUUUCUUUGCAAGUCUGCUAAAUUACAUCUGAUGUCUGUCUGUUUUUUUUGUACUUGUUUACAAAUGAUAAAACUAACUCAAAUCGCUAAAAUAACCUGGGAUUAAUGUGUCAAGUAAUUUGCCAAGCUGUUAGCUAUUAAAUACAUAAUUUUAAACCUACUUAUGUUGGAAUCACCAAAUAUAUGUGCAAAUAUAAGCCCCAUCAGUCAAGCUGGAAAGUCUGCACACCCCUUUCACAUCUACACACAAUCAGCAAUAAUUACGAAGUGAAAACAGGGUUUAGAAAAUAUGCAAUUUAUUUUACUGACAAAAAUAGUUUAUUUAGGGGUAACAUAUCUGUACACACCCUUAGAUUAAUACUUGGUUGAUGCACCUUUGGCAGCAAUUACAGCUUCAAGGCAUCUUGGGAAAGAAGAUACAAGCUUGGCACACUUGUUUCUGGACAUUGCCCAUUCCUCGUGGCAUAUCCUUGCAAGCUCCGUCAGGUUGGAUGGGGAGUCUUGUUUCUCAUGGUUUGAGUCCUCUAGGUGCCUUUUGGCAAACUCCAAGCGGGCUGUCAUGUGCCUUUUACUAAAGAGUGGCUUCCGUCUGGCCACUACAUCAUAAAGGCGUGACUUGUUGAGUGCUGCCUUGAGUGCAAUCCCCAAUCAUGUCCAGUCAAUUGAAUUUACCACAGGUGGACUUCAAUUAAAUUGUAGAAUCAUCUCAAGCAGUAUCAGUGAAAACCUAAUGUACCUCACUUUUGGGUAUCAUAUCAAAGGGUGUGCACACUUAGCACAUGUCUACAAACCUGCUUUCACUUUGUCAUUGUGGGCUAUUUUGUGUAGAAUUUUGUGACAAAAAAUGAACUCAAUCUACAGUAUUAUAGAAUGAGUCUGUAAUGUAAUAAAACGUGGAGAAGGUGAAA